Xenopus tropicalis (tropical clawed frog) is the source of this 2405-nucleotide messenger RNA. It is a transcript of the gene rsad2, whose product is annotated as radical S-adenosyl methionine domain containing 2. Gene Ontology annotation, molecular function: 4 iron, 4 sulfur cluster binding; metal ion binding; iron-sulfur cluster binding. The transcript has 6 exons. The record is from RefSeq and is a predicted model, not a curated record. Gene Ontology annotation, cellular component: endoplasmic reticulum membrane; lipid droplet. NCBI's taxonomy places the organism in Eukaryota, Metazoa, Chordata, Amphibia, Anura, Pipidae. Gene Ontology annotation, biological process: defense response to virus. The coding region runs from base 65 to 1246 and encodes 393 amino acids.
CUGCCUGUCUGUCGCUCAUGUGAGGUUCACUUCUGAGGAAUAGAAUGUGAAACUUAACCAGAUAAUGCCUGGCCAUAUUUACUGUUUCUGGGCUGGCCGUAAGGGUAUAAAUACUCCACUCACAUCAUUGCAAACCAUUGGCAAAUUUGGCUACAUUGCUGCACUGAUACCCCAGUACCUCUCACUGUGCAAGAUGCUGCCUCUCUUUGCUCUACCAAUGAUGGAAAUGCUCUCUGCUGUUUGGGGGAAUUUUAAGUUCCUUUUACACAGCAUAAAUAUAUUCUUUUUCUGGUGCUGGCUGGAAAUCUUAGGGAAGCAGAAAACGUCACCUCUAACCAGAAAGCCGGAGCCUGAAGAUGGCACCAAGGUGAAGCCAACCAGCGUGAAUUAUCAUUUCACCCGGCAGUGCAAUUACAAAUGUGGCUUCUGCUUCCACACAGCAAAGACUUCUUUUGUGCUGCCUAUAGAAGAAGCCAAGAGGGGGCUUACUAUGCUCAAAGCUGCAGGCAUGGAAAAGAUCAAUUUCUCUGGUGGGGAACCUUUCCUGCAAGAGAGAGGUCAUUAUGUGGGAAAACUGGUCCAGUUCUGCAAAGAGGAGCUGAAACUACCAAGUGUCAGCAUUGUGAGCAAUGGCAGUCUGAUUACGGAGAGGUGGUUCAAACUAUACGGGGAAUAUCUGGACAUCCUCGCCGUGUCCUGCGACAGCUUUAAUGAGGAUGUGAACAAGUUAAUUGGACGAGGACAAGGAAAGAAAAACCAUGUGGAGAAUUUGCUAAAAAUAAGACAGUGGUGCCAGGAUUAUAACGUUGCUUUUAAAAUAAACUCCGUCAUUAACCGAUACAAUGUUGAUGAGGACAUGAACGAUGAAAUCUCUCUGAUUAAUCCAAUUCGCUGGAAGGUUUUCCAGUGCCUUAUUAUCGAAGGAGAAAAUGCCGGGGAAGAGGCCUUGAGACAGGUCGAGACAUUCAUUAUUAGCAACAAGGAAUUCAAAGGUUUUCUGGAUCGUCACAGAAACAUCAAAUGUUUGGUCCCUGAAUCAAAUGAGCAGAUGCGCAAUUCCUAUCUCAUCUUGGAUGAAUACAUGCGUUUUUUGGACUGUAGGAAUGGGCGUAAGGAUCCCUCGAAAUCUAUCCUCGAUGUCGGCAUUGACAACGCAAUACAGUUCAGCGGAUUUGAUGAGAAAAUGUUCUUCAAAAGGGGCGGAAAAUACGUUUGGAGCAAAGCAGAUUUAAGGCUGGAGUGGUGAAAGCCGAUCCUUUCCCACCCAAUGGACGAUGCACUUUUGUAGCUUUUUUGUGUGUUUAAGCAAUGUGUGUUAUUUUUUAUUGUUAUAAUGAGAUUUGUAUUUUGUUUAAUAUAUGAUAUGUGUAACAGUAUUAAUUAGCAUGUACAGCAUGAUGUCAUUCAGUUACUCAAUGCUCCUCCCAAGUAGGGUUGACACAAGCCCAGUUUUGACCUGGAUGGCCUGGUUUUCGAUAUAUUGGGGUUUUUACCAGCCCUGCCCACAACAUCAUCCGCCCCGCACCCGUGACAUCCCUGACCCGCCCACUUCCUGGAAGAUGAAAGGUGGCAACCCUACUCCAAGCCCAGUUUAAUUAUGUCAUCAGGACUAUGGAGACUGAUUGGUGUCCUUUGCUCCUAAGUAACAGCUUACAAGCAUUAAUAAUGGAGAUUCUCUUAGCUCUUUCCAGCCUAUUGCACUUAUGUAUACAUCAUACCAGCAACCCACAUAGGGAAUGUAUAUAGACCCCAGAAGGGCUGUUUAUUUUUGCACCCCAGUCCUGAAAUGGAUACAUAUUCCAAUAAUGUGCACUACUGCUAUUUAAGCUGGAAAAAAGAAGAAAAGUCACAGGUUACAUAGCAGAUAGCAGAUCAGCUCUGUAGAAUACAAUGGGAAUCUAUGCAACCUAUCUGUUUUCUACUGUGUAACCUUUGUCUUUUCUCCUUUUUUUAAUUUGAAUGGCUGUCCCCGUGGCUACACAUGUAUAUAGUAUUUCCAUUGCAUAGCACUUUAGACUUGUAUCCCUCAGGUUGUUGGGAGCUAGACCUCCUUAUACCUUACUCAAGCAACCCUCCUGUAGCCUCCCUGCUCUAGUAGAGUUUUUGUUAAAUGUAAGCACAGCUACUACAUUCCUUACUUUUUUUGCAACCCAAAGCUGCAAUAGGAAACAGCCUCCAGAAAAUGUAGUUUAACAACAUCCAGAGGCUUACAGGUUGAAUGUGCAUCAGUGUACAGGGUAAAUAUGGAUUAUGAAUAAAGAAAAUGUUUUGUCUUAUAUUUAUUUUAAAAAAAUAUAGCACUUUUGUAUAUAAAAUGACUAAAUGACUUGUUUAUCUGAAAUAUUGUGUCAAUCUAUGUACAUUUAAGAGUGUUUUUAUUCUUAAAAUAAACAAGAUUUAUUUUU